AGAGGAUGGCACGCCUCGCUCCCCCUCAUUUCCUAAUAAACAAGCUGUGCCACUGCGUCUCACCACAUUUGAGCAGGACUCUAACCAGGUAAGAACACCACUCAUACACUAACUACGCUCUCUGGAGUGAACAAAUAAGAUCUUGACACUUUUUCCUCACAGAAAGCCACAGAGAUCUUCCAGCAGAAUGCCGAGCCAGCUCGAGGGUGCGAUGGAUGCACUGAUAGCAGUUUUCUACAACUACUCCGGAAACGACGGAGACAAAUACAAACUCAACAAGGGGGAGCUGAAGGAACUGUUGAACAGCGAGCUCACUGACUUCCUCACGGUAAGUUCAUGCCUUGCUUAUGUUACCUCCUUUAUUUUAGCGUUAUUAACCAUUUCAAAGUUGAAUUUUGGGACCAAGACGCUCUUGUUGAGUGUUUUGAAUCGAACCUUUACCACCUCUUAUUUGAGACUAAAUUGAGUUGGGAGAAUUUUCCAAAAUGAGGCCAACUUUACUUAAGACAAAUUGGGGCUCAUAGAGCAGUAUUCUCUAGAAUAAAACAGCCUCAAAAUUUGGGUAGAAACUGUUUGAUUUUGGCCUGAACUCAUCCAGUGUAAAUAGCAUUUCUGCACGAAGUGUUUUCAGUGUUUAGUUUUCAUUCCCUUACAGUUAAAACGCCAAAAUCAAGUAUGUAAAGUAAGAAUAAAAGGCAAAUUUAUUUCAGCAACAAGGCAAGUCAGAGUCCUUCAUUCAUGACAUCAAACGAAGACAAAGAGCAGAAGAAACACAUUAAAAAAAAAACAUAUAAAAGUCAUUAAAACAAGUCUUUAAGAAUUACAGUAAAUGUAUUAUGAUAGAUUUAGUAAUAACUAGAAACUAAAAAGUGCUUUGAUAUACAGACAGAAGAACAAGAACCCACUAACAAAAAGCCCCUAAAAUUGAACCCAAACGUCGACAGUGACGACAUUAGAAUUAUACCAAAUAAUCAUAAGAACACAACACUUAUUUUGGCAUAAUAGAAUUAAAUUUUCUGACAAUUUCAAAAGUAAAUUAAUCAAAGUCAGCUGUGGACAGAUGUGCUUUAGACCUGGAUUUUCAAAUAGGUGGGGAUUUGAGCAGACCUGACAUUUUCUGGGAGUUUGUUCAGAGAUAUAGAGCAUAAAAAUUGAACUCUGCUUCUCCAUGUUUGGUUCUUACUCUGGGGACAGAAAGCAGGAUACUCCCAGAUACUUUUAGCAGUCUUGUGUGGAUGGUUGGCUCUGUAUGGAAAGAUCUCUAAACCAUUCAGUGCUUUAAAGACCAGCAGCAGUAUUUCAAAAUCUGUUGUCAGACCUUCAAACUGGACUGAUGUGAUCCACUAUCUUGCAGCAGCGUUCUGAGUCAGCUUCAGUUGUUGCUUACCUAAAUGUUAAAGUUUGAAGAGCAUCUUUGUGGAAGAAUCGAUGGUGAAAGUUUAUGAGAAGUGGCUCUGUGUCACCGUGAACCAAGGUUUCUGUAUCUGGAUUCAGUUAAAGUAACUAAACCAGCAACCUUUCAGAAAGUAAGCUCCUUAAAACAUUUUAUUUUAUGAAGCAGCUUCGAAAAUCCUAGGAACACAAUGUGCAAACUAAACAGUAAUAUAACAACACAGGAAACCACCCCUGGAAAAACCAACUUAAAGUGACAUAUUCACAUAAAUCACCAUUUAUAGACUAUUUACAAACCCAUUUCUCCAUCAAUUAUUUAUCUUUUAUGGAAGUAAAUCUGUUAAUUUGACUUAUUAUGGAUCAUUAAUCCUUUUUCUAAAGCCAGGUGAGCCUAAAAGGUGAUUUAGACAAUCAUGUUUCCAAAUGAUUUGAUAAAGAGCAUUGUGACCUUGUAGGAGGAAAUUGCGUCCUCUUUGAUCCAGUUUUUAAAGUGUAUCUGCUGCUGGACCUCUCUUUCAUCACAGCUCUGUGUGAAAUAAAGAAUGGGGAGGACGAGGAGAUGGAUAAGGUCAUUUCAGAUAAGCCUGGGACCCUGGGUCUGUGUGAUAGCGGUGUGGACGAGACCACGAUUCAAAAUGAUUGAGACCAUCCCGUCAAGAAAAAUACAUCGGAGGCCACAGGGUCAAAUCUCUGCUGCUUUUAGGUGUAUAUUUUUUUAAUAUCAUACUCUUGUCCUUCCUCAUGCGGAUGGGAGGCCUCAGGUGCUCACGCAGCAGCAUCGUCAGUGGCCCAUAUCCCUCCAAAUAUAGACACCCCUGUGAUGUCAUUAAGUCCCCUUGGGCCAGAGUCUCCUCUGAGAAUAGAUGCAGCCCAAGUGAGCAAACAUUCACCUUCAGUUUCCUCCGACUGGAGACCUGGACGCCUUAAACUGAGGUUCAAUAGAUUAAACUGUCAUUUAUGUGCUUUUCUUUUUUAGGCUGUGAACAAAUAGUGAAGGGAAAGACAUCAUUAGGACAACCCGAUCAUGCGUCUUUCAAUCUAUGGAAAGGAGACAGCACAACACACAUUGAACUUUCUGAUAGGAUUGGUAAACGACACGGAGGGUAUUUUCAAUAGGACUCUUAGUUUAUUGAAAGAGCUCAAAACUUUUCAUUAGUGGUCAAUGGCUGACAAGGCAACACCAGGAAAAAAAGGACAAGAGCCAGAGACAGAAACAGUGAAAAGUGUUUAAACACACAUAAAGCUGAGUGAAGGGACAUCAAUCAAAUUGAAGAAAACACACGAAGCAAACAACUCAGUAAAGGUACUGGCAGAAUGUGGUAUGAUUUAUGACAGCAGCCGCUUGUUUGUGAGGGGAGCCCUGACAAGUCGAUCACCGAGUGCGGCAGAUCAUCUCCAUGAAGUAACAAUCAUCAUAAGAAUCAUUUUGCGCUGCAGACGCGGUAGUUCUUCUGCCGUAGCGUCUAAGUCUGAUUGCAUUUCCAUGAAGUAAUAAUCAUAAAUGAUCCGCUGCACUCAGUGAUCGACUCGUCAGGGCUCGCCAAACAAGUGGCUGCUGGAGGAGAGUGGGUGAGUUGUGUUUAGUCUCUUUGCCAAAGAAACUAGUCAAAGUUAAAAAGAUGUUUGGUGGCUAGUGCUGUGGCUGGGACCCUAUAUGUACUGUUGAUGAAGUUAGGUGCUGUUCUGAGCAUUAUUUGUGACUACAGAGUGGCGUCUGGGCUGAGAUUUGCCUGUGGAUCCAUAGACCGCUGUAUAUUGCUAUCCUGCACUCGUUAUUAAAGUUGGUAUAAUUAACCCUUUAAUGCCAUUUGUAUCAUAUUUGAUACAUACUUUUAUAUACUUCUAUCAAAUCAGAAGGAUCUACAAAUUACUAAAAAACACCUAAAUACAGUCCGAUUAAUGAUAAAGAUGUCCUGUUGUAGUUUAUUAGUUUCCAAAACAUCUAAUGCAUCAAACAAGAUAAAUAAAUAUAUUUGUUAAAUUUUAAGGACAUUUAGAUUUUUUGGUUUUUAGUAGUAAGUUAAUUAAACAUUUCAGCUCCAAAAAAAUUUGAAUUUACUGGCCAUAGUUUGUGGUGACAGGCAUUAAAGGGCGAGAGAAGCAAGCAGUCGGCAACAUUCAUCUCUCGAGGGGGUGUCUAACUCAGUGUUAUGGUGUGCUUGACCUUAACUUAAAUUUACAACGGAAUAUCCCUUUUAAAGUGUGUGUUCAUAAAAUGAUAUUUUUUUUAGCUGGACACGCAGAAGGAAAAUGUGUUUUUCACAUGUCCAACCUCAAUCAUUAACAGAAGGGAUGUCAGAUCUCUCUCUCUGAUCACCUGCAGAGUGGGUGACAGGCACUGCAGGUUAUUGGACUCAAGCAGAGCUAAUAGAGGUCAGUCAGUUCCCUGAUUGCAGAUGCUGAUCUUAGAUGAGUAUGAAUUAAAAAAAAUAUAUAUAAAAAUGGUUUGUGAAUAUAACUGGGUGGCUUAAAACAAACUCAGGUGGCCCAUUCAUUUGGUCCAUGCACACAAGCCUAAAGACGAUAUUUCACAUGAAAUUCAUAAACUUUUCACUGUAACUAGUACUCCUUAUCCUAAUCACAUUUAUUUAGCUGCAGUUAAAUAAAUAAGCUGUUUUACUCAUUCACUUUUUAUAUGUUUAUGUCUAUAUAUGUGUGUCUAUAUAUAUUUUAUUACAUAUAUUAUAAUAUUAAUAUUAACAACAACAACAACAAUAACAACAAUAAUAAUAAUAAUAAUAAUAAUAAUAAUAAAUGUAAUUAUUAUAUAUUCUCUAUUACAAAACAUUUCUCUUUUCAUGUGCUUAUGGCUGAGCUCUUUUUAGUAUUUUUAAACUCUAUCCAUUGCUCCUGCUUUUAACUGUUUUUUAAUGUUUUUUUUUUUUUUUUUAAUUGUUUUGUUUUUAUGUAAAGCACAUUGAGUUGCAUUUGUAUGAAAUGGGUUAUAUAAAUAAGGAUGCCUUGCCUUGCCUAUUAUUACUAACUUUUUAAUUUAUUUUAUUGACAUAUAUUUUACUUGACAACUCAGAUAUUUAUGGUUCUUUAUCUAAUAAGUCUAUUUAUUUAUUGUAAUUAUUUAUGUAUUUAUUUUUAUCUAUUCAUACAUUAAUUUAUUCACUUAUAUAUUUUCUGUUAUUCACUUUUUCUCUUCCUUUAUCAUCUUUUUAUUUGUCUUUACUUGUGUUUGUCUUUUUUUUACUUUUAACCAUACAAGUCCAUCUGCUGGGGCUGGGUGCCGGAGGGAUGGGGGUGGGGGGGUGGUAUCUUUUCUGGAGGUAUGUUGAAUUUUUCUGUUAUCUGUAAUUAGAACACUAUCGUUUUUUCUAAAACCUAAAAUUUCAAGAAACAGACUGUUAAAAAUAAAUAAAUAAAUAAACUGCAGCUAGUUUGCUCAGAUACAUAUUUCUAGAACUUAUAAAACCUGUUAGAUUUGUAGCUGUUGGACCUCUGCAGUGAUAUUUUCCUUGCCUUGCAGUAUCGACUGGUGUUUUAUUUUGACCUUUGCUAAAAUUGUAGCCUUUAAUGAAUACCACAACAUAAAGAUCACUGCUUCCUCUGAGCUUUGGCAGCUUUAGGAACAGAAAGCAGAGUCGUGUUUUUCAGUCCUGGAGGAAAUGAGCAGAGCGCUUAAUGUGGUGUGUGAUCAGCUGCAGCUCAUGCCUCAUUUAGCACAAACAUCACUCUGCUCUCCUCUGGACGCCGGUGGCAGCUUUCGCCUUGAGUCAGAAUGAAGCGUCAAUAUCAAUCAAACGACCGAGGGAACCUCAUCAUCAUACUUGGACACUUGGAGCUAUUUUUAAUUGCUCAAACAGGGAUCUGAAGAGUCAAUACUAUAGAUCGACAAGUCCACGUUUCAAAGCAUGUUUGUUGAGUUAAUCGUCUUUUUUUCUGUUUCCUUUGGUUUUCAGUCUCAGAAGGAUCCAAUGCUGGUGGAGAAAAUCAUGAAUGACCUGGACUCGAACAAAGACAACGAGGUGGAUUUCAAUGAGUUUGUCGUGUUGGUGGCUGCCCUCACUGUCGCCUGCAACGACUUCUUCCAAGAGCAGAAAAAGAAAACCAAGUAGAUGUCUAAACCGACUGUAAACUAACCCAACUGUUUCAAAACACGACAAAUUCUCAUUACACUUAAAGCAAUAAAUGUCCCACCUGUUAAAUUUUUGGGGUUUUUUUUUUCAUUUGUAGGAAAGUAGAAAGUAUAGAAGCUAAAGAUCGUCCUAACCCUGACUCUAAGUAAAUCUGGUUAAUAGUUAGACCAAUUUUGUGCUGUGUAACUCAUUGUUUUAUGAUUGUACACUUUAAGAGGAAGCAUUUUUCUCUUGUCAGUUUUCAUUUUAGUCUCUGAUUGAAAUGGGGGAGCUGUUUUCCAUGUUGAUUCAAAGCUACAACAAUGGAAAACUGUGAAAGAUCACAGAAAAUGAGCCAUUUGCUUAUUUUUAUGUCAAGAAAAACUUACCAAGUUAAAAGACUGUUUAUAAUUUAGGGUGUCUCAGCCCUAAACACAAAUCUGUUUUGAAAAUGUUGGAAUUUCAGCGUUCCACUCCGGCUAAGGUUUGAAAAACGUGAUGUGAUGUAAAAAGUAAAUGAAG
Molecule: messenger RNA, 5978 nt
Organism: Xyrichtys novacula (pearly razorfish)
Lineage: Eukaryota; Metazoa; Chordata; Actinopteri; Labriformes; Labridae
Source: the annotation of a GenBank genome assembly